This is a messenger RNA of Falco peregrinus (peregrine falcon), 1217 nucleotides long. It is a transcript of the gene NKAPD1, whose product is annotated as NKAP domain containing 1. The transcript has 5 exons. NCBI's taxonomy places the organism in Eukaryota, Metazoa, Chordata, Aves, Falconiformes, Falconidae. The record is from RefSeq and is a predicted model, not a curated record. Bases 171 to 1073 code for a protein of 300 amino acids.
GCCUGGCCGAGCCGCCCGCCGGGCCCGUGGCGCCGCGGGGGGGGGGGGCUGUCCGCCGGCGGCAGCAGCAGGCGCCCCGCGGGGGGGCGGGGGAGGCCGGGGGCCCGGAGCGGGCCCGGCCGCCGCGGCCUUUCCUGGGGCAGCCCGGUGGCGGCGCGGCGGGCGGGAGGAUGUCCCGGGUGCCGGUGGGGAAGGUGCUGCUGCGGAACGUCAUCCGGCACACGGGCGCGCACAACAAGAUUCAGGAAGAGACCGAAAUGUGGAAAAUAAGGGAGUGGGAGAAGCAGACAGAAGAGACUUACUGGAAAAGGCAAAGCAGAAUGCUGUCAGACACAUCCAGCAGUCGGAUGCGCAGCGAUGGCUUUGAUGAGGAGGGCCACAGGGCUGACUGGAAAACAAGGAACUCGCAAUUUCUUGACCUAGUCGAAGAUGAUCUCCUUAGGGCCCGAUCCUGGAAUAAAAAGCUGUAUGAAUGUGAAGCCAACAUGCCAGACAGAUGGGGUCACAGUGGCUACAAAGAGUUGUACCCUGAAGAAUUUGAUACAGAUAGUGACCAGCCAGAAGGAGAUGAACAAAAGGCCAUCAAUGGGAAGAAGAAAUCUCAUCUGGGAAAGGAAACUGCCCGUGAGUCACACAAACGGAAAAAACCGAAGAAAUCGCACAAGAAGAAGCAGAAAAAACGAUCUCACAAAAAGCGAAAGAAAAAGAAAAAGGAGCAGGGGAGAACGUCAUCCGAUUCUUCCCGAGAGAGUGAGUGCUCAGAAGAGGAGGCUUCAAGCACCCGGAAAGGGAAACACAAGCGCAAGAAAAAGACCAGGAAAGUGCCUGCCAGGGAACCUACCUCUUCUUCUGGACAGGAGAGUGACUUUUCUCAUGCAAGCAGCUCAACCACCAGCAGCUCUGAGGACAGUGAAUCUGAGGAGAAAAAAGAGAAACGGCCUCCAAAAAAGAGAAAGAAACAUCAUGAUUCUGUGUCAGAGAGGCACAGCGAAGUACCGGAGAAGAGGAACAAGAGGAAGAACUGGAAAGUGGCCGCUGAUGAAAAAUCAGAGGAUAGCUCAGAUGAGGACUGAUGGGUGGGUCAAGGCUGCAGCUCAAACAAUAAGGUAGAGGACAGAGGCAGGUAUUUAUAUCUUUCAACACUGCCCCAUGGUACAACUUGUUCCAGCACUGUGGUUUAUAUACAUCCCGCCGGCCCACAGCGGGGAAACUGAGCC